Messenger RNA from Cottoperca gobio, 1950 nucleotides. RefSeq names its product G/T mismatch-specific thymine DNA glycosylase-like. Gene Ontology annotation, molecular function: uracil DNA N-glycosylase activity; pyrimidine-specific mismatch base pair DNA N-glycosylase activity. Gene Ontology annotation, cellular component: nucleus. Lineage: Eukaryota; Metazoa; Chordata; Actinopteri; Perciformes; Bovichtidae. Gene Ontology annotation, biological process: base-excision repair, AP site formation. The transcript is spliced from 11 exons. The record is from RefSeq and is a predicted model, not a curated record. The coding region runs from base 243 to 1472 and encodes 409 amino acids.
UUGGGAGGAUUCCCAGCCCCCCGUCUCCUUAUUUGAAAACUAAAGAACAAAAUGUAUGACAGGUAUGUUAGUUUGCUCAUAUACCUCAAUGUUUUGUUAAUAUAGAGGCUACUUGCGGUUUGAAGACAGCUGUUGGACUCCGUAAUGUUGUUAGCUUUGCUGUUAGCUAAAGCUUCCAUCUUCCUGUAGCAGCCGUCCAUCCGUCUUCUUUGUGCCAGAAGCAAUGUACCUCAACAGUUAAGAUGGAAGAAAACCAGUAUACAUCAUUGACGGUUCCCACGGAUUAUUUCCAGCAGUGGUACCAGUCCAGCCAGCAGCACCCGGAGGCGCAGUAUGUUAUGCCGUAUCACAACAUGGGCCAUUACACAGAAGGUCCCAGAGAUGAGCCUGUCAUGGCCGAGCUGUCCGUCCACCGGGAUCCACCUGUUCACCAGGAACCUUUCUACCAAAGUUUUAACCCCCCGGCCCAAAAUCACUACCACGAGCUGACCUACCAGCCCAACUUCAGGGAGCAGCAGCAGCAUCCUGCACACCCUCAGCACCAACAUACAAUACAGCAGCAGGAGCCGAGUGUUCAGCACCAACCUCAGCCUGCUGGUACCCCUCAAGGUGUGACGCCGGCGAAGAAGAAGCGAGGCCGGCCUCCUAAGCAGCAGGCGGAGGACGGGAAGACGCAGGAGGAGGAGAAUGAGAUUGAGGCAGCCAAAAAAGCCAAGAGGGCUCUCAACCGCUUCAACGGUUUGUCAGUGGCCGAGGUUAUGGCCAAAACCCUGCCAGACGUCAUUACCUACAAUCUGGACAUAUUGAUAAUUGGAAUUAACCCAGGACUUUUGUCUGCCUUCAAAGGACGCCAUUACCCGAACCCAGGAAACCAUUUCUGGAAAUGUCUGUUUCUUUCUGGUCUAACUGACGAGCAGCUCAACUUCAUGCAUGACCAGAAUCUGCCGGAGCUAUAUAACAUCGGCUUCACCAACAUGGUCGAGAGGACAACACCUGGCAGCAAGGACCUCUCCAGUAAGGAGAUUCGUGAAGGAGGUCGACAGUUACUCGACAAGCUGAAGAAAUACAAACCAUUAAUAGCAGCUUUUAAUGGAAAAGGUAUUUAUGAAAUCUUCUGCAAAGAAACGUUUGGUGUGAAGGCAAAGAACCUCGACUUCGGCCUGCAGCCUUACAAAAUCCCAGAAACUGAAACGGUGUGCUACUUGAUGCCAUCAUCCAGCCCCCGCUGUGCCCAGUUCCCCCGUGCGCAGGAUAAGGUACAUUUCUACAUCAAGCUGAAGGAACUGCGAGACGAGAUGAAGGGCCUGGCGCCCAGGCGCGAGGUGGAAGAGACGGAGUACUCGUUCGAUCUGCAGCUAGCUAAAGAGGAUGCAAAGAGGAUAUCAAUCAAAGAAGAGCAGGUGGAUCCAGAGUAUGAAAGCUGUAGCGGGCUGCCUGGUGACGCGAAGCAAAGCAGCAACUCCUCCAACUAACAGAGACCGAGGAGAGGAGAAAAAACAGGCCUGUCUGCUGUAGCACACAGAAAUGGACAUUGUAGGCCAGUCUGCGGACAACAUGACACGGAACCACUGCAGCUGGAGAGGUUCGCUCAACAGAUACCAGAUAGCAGCUGUACUAGUAGCAUGAUGCAUCAAUGAGGGUAAGAAACCCUCUGAUGACACCACAACAAAAGAGGAGUCUUACAGUUUCCUGAGGCCUCGCAAUGUGACGCACAAGGGAGAAAGUGCCCACACCGGUUACAUUUUCUAACUCUCAAACAGACUGUGCAUGUUUUGGUGUUAUUUUUUAUCACUAUUUAUUGCAUUUUGUAUGGUAUGUGUGUCCAGUGACUUAUUUUUGUAUUUUUAAAGAAUGACAUUUUAUGAUUUAUCAGCUGUAUAAAUAGGUAAUUGUACUCUGGAAUUUCUAAUCUGUAAUUACAGAGUUAUUAAAUCUCUUCUAAAGCUGGCA